Molecule: messenger RNA, 3024 nt
Organism: Fonsecaea multimorphosa CBS 102226
Lineage: Eukaryota; Fungi; Ascomycota; Eurotiomycetes; Chaetothyriales; Herpotrichiellaceae
Exons: 6
Coding region: 1-3024 (1007 amino acids)
Molecular function (GO): GTP binding
Source: RefSeq, a predicted model, not a curated record
AUGUCCGCAAGGAAGUAUGUGAAGCGGUUGAUCGUUUGCGUCGAUGCUGAAGAGUACAGCGGGGAAGAUGGAAAUUCAGGAAAUGGAAACGCUAGCAACAUUUUCCGAAUCCAAAGCAUCAUCCCCAACGGCUUCUCCAUCGACCCGCAGGGUCGGACGGUCGAGCAGAGUGUUCGCUACUAUCGCGCCGCCUCUGAUGGACCCAGUUUGAUUGAGAGGUUAAAGAGCCGUGGGCCAACACCGUACUACGAGGACCAGAUCAAAUCCAUCGCUCGUGAAAUAUGCGAGACCCUCGAGGAACCACAGGAUGAGCUCUUCCUGUACGGCUUCGGACGGGGCGCGUUCAUUGUCCGUGCGGUAGCCGGACUGCUCGAUACCAUGUUUCUGCCCAAAAGCACGUCGCUGAGAUACUUCGAUACACUCUAUCGGACUGCGCUGGACGUAUACAGUGCGAGAAGGGAGGAUGAUAAUAGGAACGGGCCCAAGAUGAUCGAGUUUCUUCGGUCGCAUACAACUCGGCCACCGGUAAUUCAAUUCGUUGGGGUCCUGGACACCGUGAAGUACACUGCCGAAGGCCACAUGCAUGACAUCUCAUUUGUCCCGUCCAUAAAAAACCUGCGACAUGCAUUGGCUCUCAACGAGACACGCUCUCAAUUAAAUGUGGAGACUUUUGACACACCAUCUUCUCAAGAUAUGCUGGGGAGGAGUUUUGUUCAAGCAUGGUUCAUGGGCUCAAAUCAAGAUCUUGGGGGUGGCACCCAGGAGGACGGCUUGUCCUUGUACCCCUUACAAUGGAUGCUCAUCGAAAGCAUGCGUGCUGGACUCGUUCUUCAGCCCCAGCAGGACGGAACACUGCCUGUUGCGAAAGAAAAUCCCCUCUCCUUGGCGUUUCCUCAAUACGCGGGCGAGGUACCGAAGCUCGAUGGGAGUGAAAAGAUUGAAUGGCAAAUCUCCCAUGCGAACGGCCUUCGAGUCAGCCUCUACGAUCUGCAAGCUCUGCAUGGAAGCUUUACCGAUAACAACCAAACGCACAAUUUACAAAUCAAUUCUUCCAGUUCACUCUAUAACAGCUCGCGCAAAGUGUUCAAUUCAAAGGGUUUUGUUGGAUGGUGUGAUGAUGGAAGCUACGGAACGAUCAUUCAUCCUUCGGUCUUCUGCAUCCUUGACAGAUAUCCGCGAUUUUACGAACAGUCACGAUUCAAAUCCCUGAAGAAACCUCUCGCAGAUUAUCGGGACCGUUACUUGCUGGAGGAAGGGGGCGCAAUCCCUCCCUGGCUGGAAGGCUUACAACUGCAGGCAAGCGGUGUAAAGGCAUUCCGCAUACUUGUCUGUGGGAAAACGGGUGUUGGCAAGUCGACAUUGAUAAACAAAAUCUUUGGAGUUGAAAUGACCGAGGAGUCCGACAGCUACAAGCAAGGGAAUCACGACAUCAACGAAGCAUUUGAAUCCCCCAAUAAUCCUGGCCUGAUUAUCCAUGAUUCCAGAGGAUGGCAAGCCGGAAGCGACAAAGAACUUGAGUUGAUUGCCAAGUUUCUCCGCUAUCGGGCAUUUCAGAAAGAUCCAGCCGAGGCGUUGCAUGUCAUUUGGUUCUGCGUCGACUCGGACGUCAGCCGUAUCGAGGAGGCCGACAAACGAACCUUUCAAACCAUUGCACAGUUUUCCAACCACGUUCCGGUCUUUGUGAUUGGGACGAAGAAGGACAAGCUGAUUGCCUUCCGCAAGAUGCAAUUGCUGGAGAAGUACAUGGAACAGACGGGCAAUUACCGCGAAUCGCAGCGACUGGCGAACGAUGAAGCGGAUAAAUUGGCGGAGGAACAAUUUAUGGCCCUCCGCCAGGAGCUCUCGCAAAUCAAACAUUACAAGGCAGAUGGGUAUUGCUGUCUCUCCAAAGAUGAUGAUCAAGCAGUCAAGAGACUUUUGACGCAGACCCUAGAUCUGAUUCAAGAUGAAAAGGUCCGAAUCUUUGCAGUUGCGGCACAAGUGGUCGAUGUCGAGCAAAAGAUUGACUCCGCAAUUACAGAAUGCAUGCGCUUGGGCCUUCACGCGGUCCGCACUGCCAUGGUCCCCUUACCGCUCUCGGGCGCGAUAGGCACACCGACUGUUGCGCGAAUCCUGUGCCAGCAUGUUCUUCAAUGUUUUGGGUUCCCCAAGGCGUUACCAGAUGAGGUAGAAGAGAUCAUGACACGGGUUGUCCUAGGCCAUCUGAAAAAGUUUAUGACUGUGACAAUAGCAGAGUUUGUCGGAGUCGGAAUGGUAACUGCGGGCGUCAUUAUCGGCACAAUGGGUGCUGGCGGAGUACUUGCGCUAUCGCUAUGCGUCUUAUCCGUGCCUCCGACGGCGAGGAUGUUGUUCAAGUGUGCUUGCGACAUGAUUCUCAUCCUCGAGCGAGCAUUCCGGUACCAGGGCAAAUACGUUUCGGUGAAGCAGAUCGAAGAUGCAGCCCUCUACUACACAACAGCCAUGACAAAGACCUUUGCUGGGAAAGAACUCCUGUUGCAGAAGCAUGUUCAUGAUGAAGUCGAUCGGUUAAUACCUCUGACCAAGAUAUCUACGGGAAUGAAAUUCAGCAAACUUCGCCCGGGGCUCGAAGACAUUAUCUAUAAGAACCGGUUUCAGAAGUCUGGACCACCCAAAGACGAAGGCAUGCCAAUGGUUCCGGAACUUGGUGGGCAGGAGAUUGCGGAGCUCGACGCUACCACGAGUCCAGUUGAGCUGCCCGGUGGGAGGAGCCUGCCUGUUGAGCUUCCAGCAGAGGUUGGAACCUCGUUGCAAAUCUACGAGAAAGAGACGGUGCCCUCAGGAAUGGCAUCGGCUACAAGCGCUACUACGACUACAGACGAUCUUCUCAGCCUAGAAGAGAAGACCCUCAAUGACCAAGGCCUGUCGGCAACGAGCCAGACAACCUCGUCGUCGCCAACCGAGAUAUCGGUGGAAAGGACAAAGAGUGAAGGGAUGUUCUCAAGAAGUACACGAAAAUUGUCGUCCAAAUUGGGCUUGAGAAAGUCAAAGACCCUGCAGAUUUAG